Molecule: messenger RNA, 1942 nt
Organism: Westerdykella ornata
Lineage: Eukaryota; Fungi; Ascomycota; Dothideomycetes; Pleosporales; Sporormiaceae
Exons: 2
Coding region: 193-1632 (479 amino acids)
Source: RefSeq, a predicted model, not a curated record
CUUCACCAUUUCCUCAUGGUUCCCUCGGUCGCUGGAAUCGCUGCACGCAAGAGGAAUGCCCUCGUGGGCUGCAGAUAUCAGAGAUGAAAAAGAUACCAAGGAUAGCAACACUGGCAGCAGCGUCCAGGGCGAAGCCGCAGGACUCAAUCUAGACGACUCCGUAGAGGACUCCGUACUGUGUGCAUUUAAUCUAUGCCCACGGGCACGAGCCAUGAUAGAUGGCCAUGGCUGCCUGGGUUCCUGGGCGCAGGGCCGACACCACACCACACCUCACCCUACCACACCCUCACCUUCACACGUUGCAUUCUCCCCCCUCUCCCUCCCUCUCUCACCCGUCACCCCUUGUUGAGCUGUUCGCCUCGCCAACCCUUCUGCCACCCGGGGCACUACUGCGCCGCUGCUCUGCUGUUACUGACAUGUAAGCGGCCUUGUGCGGCUGCCUCUCUCCCGCAUCCCACGACCACCAUCACGAUCACGAUCACGACCCUUCAUCCAGCCCACACCUGGCACCACAAUCGGCCCACCAUCCUCAUGGGCAAUCUGGACCUUAUGAACCGUGACCACCUCGAGCUGCUGCGCAGUUCCGCCUUCGAGGCCGAGCAUGCCCAGCUCUACGACUCGUCCUACAUGCAGCACGAGGCUGCCGCCCUCGCCUUGGAGCAGGAGAUUGCCAACUCGCUCACCUCCAUCUCGCCCGACGACAACUCCGACGAACACCGCCGCAUCCGCCGCACCCAGAUCCAGAUCCACCGAGAGCGCCAGCGCGCCCUGCGUCCCCACCUUGAGAGCGGCAGCGGCGUGCAGGACGAAGAGGGCCGCGAGUGCGUCUUCGUCCCUGCCCCCAACCACUGGGGUGCCAACGGCGACCUCGACGAAGAGAGCGGCAGCCUGUCGUCGGUCCACAACCUCCUCACAUGGCAGGCCAGCUACUCCCCUCUCCCCUACACACCACUGUACGACGAGCUGCCGUCGCCUGACAUCCCAUACUACUCGAUGCUCGACCCUUCUCUGCCGCCCGUAACCUACCACCUGCACCGGAUACGUGAAUGGACCACCUCCGGCUGCCGCAAGUACAUCUACAGCGCACGCGAGUACUCCGACAGGUACUCGCUCUACACCCUCGAAGCCUCGCACCGCUCCGAUAACCAAGUCACCUCCGCCGAAUUCUUCCGCGUCGCCGAGUACCCUCAGCCAUGCAUCUCCAUCCUCCUGUCCGGCAUCGAAAAGCACGACAACACGGCUGCAUACAAGUCUCGCUGCAUCCACCUCCGCGGGCCCUUCUCCACCCCCAUCAAGGAGUAUCCGGACCGCCAGCAGAAGAUCCCCUGGUCUCCGCGCCGCUUCACCUACGGCGGCCGCCGCUUCGUCUGGAAGCCCGGUGACCCCAACGACGACGUCAUGCCCGAAACCCUGUACGAAUUCCAGCGGGACUGGGCCAAGCCGGGGAGCAGGACGGGCAAAAGGCUGGAUGACGCGACACCGCGGCCCCUCGUGUGGGGAGAAAAGAAGAAGAAGGGCAAGGUCGACAGCUACACCAUCCACUUCGCCGGCGGUAUCGAUCAGGUGUUUCGCGAGAUUCUCCUUGCGAGCCAGAUGGUGAGGCAGGUCUGCCUCUUCACCGCCAUGGAAUAGAGGGACAGCCGUUUCUACUUUCGCAACUGUCAUUUAUGGGACUCGAUUUAUGAUGAUCAUUGUUGGAAUUGACUAUGGAAUUUGGCAUGGCAAUGGGUUCGGGCAUGGAUACCAGGCGUUUCCUUGUUCCCUUUUUCUCUCUGGGCAUCACUCCCCUCUUGCAAGAACAACGCAAGGUAGGGUAGAGCAGACGGGUCGGCGUACGGAUCGUUUCUCUCGAGUGCUAGACCGUUCUGUCAAGCAUUUCCCCUUUUUGGCUAUCAAAGUCCUUUUCAGGUAGAGCAAUCUGAAGAAGCGAGCACCUUCAAAA